AUGGCAGCAACAUAUGCUGUUCAAGUAUCGAAGCAGCAGCAGCUGCUGCAGCAAAAGCAGCAGCAGCAACAACAGCAGCAAAAGCAGCAGCAGCAACUGCAGCAGGAGCAGCAGCAGCGAUUGCAGCAGCAGCAGCAGCAGCAGCAGCAGCAGCAGCAGCAAUGUCAGCAGCAGCAGCAGCAGCAGCAGCAGCAGCAGAUGUACCUUCUUAAGGGCAACAAUAUCCAGCUUGUCUUCUGGGUCGUAACAUGCAGCAGCAGCAGCAGCAGCAGCAGCAGCAUUUUCUGCUGCUAA
Eimeria mitis is the source of this 294-nucleotide messenger RNA. RefSeq lists its product as uncharacterized. The transcript has a single exon. Lineage: Eukaryota; Apicomplexa; Conoidasida; Eucoccidiorida; Eimeriidae. The record is from RefSeq and is a predicted model, not a curated record. The coding region runs from base 1 to 294 and encodes 97 amino acids.